AUGGCGAACGAAUUAGAUGACUGGCUUAAUGCGUAUAAUUUUGACAACGAUUAUAUGCCAGUGGGUGUAACGAACGAACCCAGUGCCAACCUUCAAAACCAAGUACAUCAAACAUCAACAGGUGCGCCAUGGGUUGGAAACGCACCGGCCCCGGUGGCAGGGAUGUAUCCCAAUGGAAGUCAGGAGGAAGAACCAUUUGAUGAAACUGAGACGGAGAGCAGCCUGCUGGAGGAGCGUGUCCGAUCUCUCGAAGAAAGCUUGAGCAAAUAUCGGAAAGCCACUGUUCGAAUGAGCGAGAAAGUUAAGGAGUUGCCAUCCGAGGGCACGUUGAAAAAUCUACAAGUCAAACAGGGCGAAAUUUCCAAGAAUAUCAAGGACCUACAGUCCAAAAUUACCGAGAUCUACGCCAGAGAUUUGCAACAUACGCAGCUAUCUGGAAAGGUUGAUAAUCUGCAGGCUUGGGCUAUCGACAUGAAGGGUACUCUGGACAAGGCCGUCAAUGCAAUGAAGUCUAUGCGGGCCGAGAACGAAAACACCACUGCGUCACAUCGCCAAAGGAACAACCAGCGAAUUCGUCGGAGUAGGGUAGUGUGA
This is a messenger RNA of Talaromyces atroroseus, 594 nucleotides long. RefSeq lists its product as hypothetical. Lineage: Eukaryota; Fungi; Ascomycota; Eurotiomycetes; Eurotiales; Trichocomaceae. The record is from RefSeq and is a predicted model, not a curated record. Bases 1 to 594 code for a protein of 197 amino acids. The transcript has 2 exons.